Eimeria acervulina is the source of this 1071-nucleotide messenger RNA. Its product is annotated as sulfate transporter, putative. The record is from RefSeq and is a predicted model, not a curated record. The coding region runs from base 1 to 1071 and encodes 356 amino acids. Lineage: Eukaryota; Apicomplexa; Conoidasida; Eucoccidiorida; Eimeriidae. The transcript has 4 exons.
AUGAGCCUUCAUCUCCCUCCCGCCUCCUUCUCUUCAUCUUCUUCAUCUUCUUCAUCUUCGUCAUCUUCUUCAUCUUCUUCUUCUUCAUCUUCUUCAUCUUCUUCUUUUUCUUCGCCGUCCUCUCCUUCUUCUCCUUUUUCUCUUUCCUCUGCUCCUUCUCCCCCCUCUUCGUUGGCUGCCCUUAUCCCGCUCACUUCUUAUUCUUCUGCAGCUUCUUCUUACUUUCAAUUCAGCCACCAGCCCAUAUUGCCUCCAAGUGCGCAUCCUGCUGCUGCUGCUGUUUGUGCUGGUGCUGCUGCUCCCGUUUCUGCUGCUGCUGCUGCUGCUCCCCCUUCUGCUGCAGCUGCUGCUGCAGCACCGGAGCUGCAGCAGGAUGCGCCUAUCAUCAGGCCGUUGGGUGCUGCACAGCGGCACCGGAGGAGGCUGUCUUCGUCUCCACGUCAAAGCGUCUGCAGCAGCGGCGCGCACUGCAUCCCAAUGGUUGCUGCUCCUCCUCCUCCUGUUGCUGCUGCCCCCCAAAGCGCGAGCAGAUCCAUGAAGCAGCUGCCUCAGCAGCAGCAGCAGCAGCAGCAACAGAAAGCUCGUGUAGAGGAGCUGCGGGAGCAUGAGCAGCAGCAGCAGCAGCAGCAGAAGCAGCAGCAGAAGCAGAAGAAGCAGCAGCAGCAGGAGCGGGGAGCAUUAUGUGGUUUAUUUGGGGGGGCCCCAGGUAGCCUGAGUCUCCCCACAGAGGCCCUCGCUACGGUAUUAGUGUCUGCAGCAAGUGGGUGGAGUGUGGGGAGUGGUUGUUCGGGGGAUGAUGACUGGAAAGCUGCGGUGCGGGAGUUGAUCGUUCCCGCUGGGAUCGUCUCUGGGAUCGUUCAGAGCUGCUGCGCACUCCUAGGUGUGGGGAGACUAGCAGCACUCGUUCCUGCUGCAUCACGGGUUGGCUAUGUUGCUGCUGUUGCAGUCAUCAAUCUGCGAUCCCAGAUCCAGGCGUUCUAUCGCGAACUGGGAUCGGGAUCGGGAUCGGGAUCGGGAUCGGGGUGCUACAGGUCUAAUGACAUCUCUAUUAGCACGACGUAUGGGCUCUGA